AUGCCUCCAAAAGAUAAGCGCAGUAAUGAAGCGAAACUGUGGUACAUUAAAGUGAAUUCGGGAGCCGCGUAUUUAUACAGAGGAGGAAAAAGAGUGGAAAAUUUCUUAAACAUAAUCGGAGCCGAAUCAUACCAAGACUCAUCAGGUUCUGUUGCUGAAGAAUCUGGAGCAUCACCUCCCAAGAAGAAACUCAAGGUGAUUUAAAGUAUACAGUAUACAUUUAUUGCUGACAUUGGACUCUAAAUUCCCAUUCAAUCCAGGUUAUGGCUAAAUUACUGAUGUAUCAAUUCACUGUAAGCCUAAAAUCUAUCAUCAAUUCUUCUUUCAGCUCGAAUUCACUCCAAUAAAUUCACGGGGCGCGUAUCGGUUUGGAUCUGUGAACCCACGGUAUUUUAAUAGGUUUGCAAGUGACGACUCAUUUAAGAAAAUUGUGACCAAAACGGCCGACGAACUCGCUAACGGGAUCAAAAAGAGUUUGGAGGAACUUGAAGUGGAUCAUGACCCUUCCCAUGCAGAACAACGGCCGCAUACAAACGUUGAGCUUUCUCAGUCUUUAACUCCUCUCUUCUGUGACGUUACUUCACAAUCAAGCAAGCGAUCGGGACACAAUAGGGAGGAAGGAAGUUAUAGGAAAAGUAUACAGAAGAGGUGCAACGAAUGUCAACUAGAUAGUGAGUAAGAUUUAAUAAUAACAGGCAUGUUAUCAAAUGUUACCUUCUUUGGAUCGAGAAAGAAUAAUAAGUGAAGCAUUUGUAUCAAGAAUUUCUGGCUACCUGAUAGACUGUAAACCAUGCAAUCCUGAUUUUCAUUGUAAGCUCAAUAGAGUUAACUGAUGAAUGUGGUCAAAAUAGGAUGCAUAUAGCUUUUUUAUGUGAGACUUACAUGCGGUUGAAAAAUCUGCAACCGCUUACCAUUCACAAAAAGGCCUGUAAAAUCAAUAUCAUACCAGAGUAAUACCAUGCACAUCAUCAGAUUAAAAUAGGGUAAAGUCUUAAAUUUUUCGCUCGAAGGUUUACAUAGACAGGUAUUUGUUCUUUGAGUUAUUUUUCCUUUUUUUUUUUUUUUUUUUUUUUAAGUGUUGAUGUUGCCAUUUUUGUUGGAUUAUUGCUAUCAUUAUCUUUAUUAAUAUUAUUAUCAUCAUUAUUUAUUAUUACUCUUAUUAUUGUUAUCUUUGAUACAACCACUAUCAUUAUUAUUAUUAUUAUUAUUAUUAUUAUUAUUAUUAUUAUUAUCAUUAGUGGAAGUGGUAGCAUCGUUGUAACAUAAUGACCAAUAGUAUUCUCAUUGUCGUUCUUUUUUUUAUUUCCAGAUAAGGCACAUUUAAUUUCCAUCGACAAUUUAAUCCUCCCUCCAAAGAAAAGACAGAUAAGAGAAGUAGACACCGCCUUCCUUGAGCAGUUGAUUAAAAACAUGAGUGAGCAACCCUCUGGGAAUUAUGAAGCGCUGUUUGUCUUGGCAAAAGGAAUUACCAAGAAAGACCAGUUUGAGUUGGAAAAGAUAAAUGAAUAUAAAUAUGAAGUUCUCGGUGGAACUCAUGUUGUCUUGGCUACGAAACAUCUUCGUGAGAAAUUUCCUCACGACGCCAACUACAGCGGAAGGGUGGCCAGGAUAUAUGUUGGGCUCAAUGAUGAAGAAGCCUUGUGGUUAGGAGCCAUGCACAAUCAAACUGGGGCAUUUCGUCACGAGCUCACGUACAGGAAUGAGGUAAGGUCAAAAUUUGUCUAUUGUGAAAUGUGCCAAAUGUUGAAAACAAUUCUUAGUUUGUUUUUUGAAUUUUUAGAUUUUUUUUUUCAAAUUACUAUAAUUAUUAUCAAUCAUUAUAAAUAUAUAAUUUGAAUUUCUCGCUCUGACGAAGGGCUAACGCUUGAUACAUCAGCUUGGAACUCUUUACGCUGACCAAUUUACGUUAUCAACUCAGUUGAUAAUACCAAUAGCCUUGUCAUACUCUCCUUUCGACGCAUCACCGUAGUUUCUUAAGAAAUUAACCCCUUUAAUUAUAAGUUUAGUCUGUUCUGUUUAUAUCUUUGCUUUCAAAAUUUUGUAUGUGAAUUCAUGAGUACAUUUAAAAAAUCAUUCCAGUUUCUUUGCCAGCUGUUUGGCAAUCAGAUGCUGCUUUUUUCCAUGUUAAUUUUCAGUUGAAUUGAGAACUUUAUGUAGUUUGGAUUAUUAACAAAUGUGUCACUAAAAAUGUUUUCCAUUCCAAUAUUCAAGGUUGAGAUUUGUCGCACCCAAUUAUUCCUGCCAGCGGAAGACUAUUCAGGUGAUCCACCAACCCCUCCUGAAGCGUGGAGAGAGAAGUGUUCGAGUCUCCUUAAAAAAUCGGUAAGAUUGUGAAAAUGUAUACUUGUUACUUUCACAAGUAAUCCACCGACUUGCAGGUGUUAUUACUUGACACUUAAAUUUCCUCUCAGUGAAUGCACAGCAGGCAGCAAACUCUUAAUAAAAGCAUACGAGCGUGUUUCCUUGUAUAUGAUCAGUAGCACAGUUCUGAUGUACAAAAGCGUAACAUUGGGUAAAAUUGAAAAAUUUAUUUAAGAACCAAUUCUUAUUAGAAUUAAGUCAGAAAGUGAAGGAAAUUGGUUCCUAUCUUGAAAUUAUGUCAUUUCGGUCGAUUCGGACGCAUUUCAAGCAAAUUUUCUAUUACCCAUGAUGCAAUGCGGCCACGCCCUUUUUUUUUUUUUUUUAAUUUAAUUUUUUUUUAAUGCAUAAAUACCGUGUUUCAAGGAAAAUGUUUUUUUUCUCGCCACAUCUUAAUCCUAGAAACUCUAGAAUCCUUAAUCUUUGCAUUUAAUUUCACGGCCUUGUGCUUGCGAACAAAAACAGCACUUGACUGCAUGCUUGAAACAUGCGGUAUGUACUUAGGAAGUUUCCCGCUCAUUUCCUCACCUGAUGUAAUAUUUUACUUCUUAGUAAGGAAAUAUAAAACAGUCCUUAUUGAUUAAGUAGACUUUGGGAUGAUUUGGAAGUAAAGAAAGCCGUCAAAAUGACAAGAGCGUCACGCUUGUUUUUGCUAUAAAUUCGAUCGCGUAUCUUCGUGAGGAUCAAAAUUGUAGACCUAAUGUUUCGGAUGAACUUAAAUGCUAAUAUUUUCGUCGGCUUUUAACGGAUUCGAUCGAGUAUGGUACCAAAAUUUAGCUUGUCAUUUGAGCAUUUUGUUUAUGCUCCAGUGCACUUGUCGCAAACAAUACGAUUAGGAAAUUCAUUGACUGGUACUAUCGCGCGGCAGAUCACAGCGCUUGCCAACUGUUUCGGACGCAGAAAAAAAUUCAUAUCUCGACAACGUUUCAACAAAAACACAAAAAAACGAAAAGAAAUUGAAAAUAAACUUAUGAGCAUUGCAUUUUGAGGUUAAAUUGUUCUGUAACUCAGGAAUUAUGACUCGCAAAAUGAAUUUAAAAUUAUCUGUCUCUCCUAAGCUUUAAAGCGUGACGCAUCAAGUGGUGAACACUUUCGUUGAUUUUAAGAAAUAUUUAGCUCAAAUUUUCAGGAUUUUGGUUGCCACUUUGCUUAAAAAGGAACUAUUUUCAUUAUAUGUUAAGUCUUACGGUUAUAUACGAGGCUUCAGUGUGUAAAAACAGGAAAACAGUGAAUAGUGAAGCCGACGCAUGUUACGCGUGACGCCAUGUUUUUGUCGCUAACUUUAUAAUUCGGCUCCAAUUCAAUAUUUUCAGAGAUCCUUUAUUCUGUUUAGUCCGAAACCAUUUUUAACACAUGUGUAACAAUUGUGGGAAGUCUCAAGCAGAUCUGAUCAUUGUGCGCCGAGAAAUUCUUAAAAGAUUCAAGCAAAUCCGUGAUUUUUCAAUUUGUACGUGACAAGCGUGCUACUGAUCAUAUACAACUCAAACCCAUCAAGCUAGUUCACCAUGAGGGAAAUCUACAUGUACUUUUGAGAUGCAUCAAAGAAUGUUGAGCGUGAUGGUUAAGGAAAAGUGUUGUGUUAAGUCGCCAAGACAAUUUCUCUAAUGAUUGUAGAUAUAUGAAAAUCAUAUACGUGCACUGCGGUGAAGAAACGAAUAUAACAGAUCCUCGCAGCUAUGAACACUGCUGAACUAGUAGUUGAAAUAAGGCUUGCCCGUACGGGAUUUGAACCCAUGACCUCUGCGAGAUAUUGCUAUGACUGUUGAUGCAAACUAAUCUGACAUUAAUGUGUGUUGCCUUGUAGAAAAGAAAUCUAAGUGAGAUCUUUACCAUGGCACAGCUGUCAGGAGAGGGCUGGACUCACUUUAGGAAUUUAAACGAUUUGCAUGAAAAUGCCCAAUUAAAAGGACAGAAAGCUAAAGCCUCGGACAUAGUUAAGAAGGGGAAACCUGUGCUCAGGCAGUGGCAGUUAAAACCCCUCUGCAAGUUGUCCGUAAAAGACCAAACGUUUCUUCUAAAAAAGGUGAGAUAUGUGCGACAUUGUCCUUUAAAUCAUUGUCAAGUGUAUCCUGUCUUCAAAUUUGUAUGAGAUGAUUUAUUAAUUCAAUUGUUCAAUUUUCUUAUCGUCAUGAUCAUCACGAUCAUCAUCAGGACUGUAUCUGCCUGGAUUUUUCUUUUCUCUUUUGAGCCCUGUGGUUGAGGAGAGGUUUCAUACUUUCAGAAAAAUAGUGAACAUUUGAAAGCUGAUUAUCUCCGCUUGUUUUUAUUCAUCGUUUUUAGGUGGCAACUUGCGAGUUAAGCUUGGAAGAAAUGAAAUUUGCUGCCUCCGAAGUAAAAUCUCUAAGACCUGUCCAGGAGGCCAUUGUUAAAUUCUUCAAGGUCAGCACGUGGGAAGAGGCUAUUGAAGAAUUUAAAAGCGCCGUAUCAUCUGAAAAGUUGUUGCAGUUUGCUGUAAGUUGACAUGUAAUAGUACGUACCUCAGUGACUCAGUGACUUAUUUGACUGACAAUUUUUCUGUUUGCUCUGUAAUUAAAUUAUGUCAUAUUGCCCUUCUGUGGCAAUUUCUCUUUUGAAGUUAAAUAUUUCAACUUCCCCAUAAAAUUUCCUUCAUUUCUAGAUGUUAUGAAUUCCAUCGCCUGAGGAAAAAAACCUUCGUUUCGAUAAUUCAGUUUUAGAAUCCAUGCAUGGAGCAAAUCCUGGUUGAUAUACUGAGUUAUUCGUUCACUAUCUGUAGGGAAAAGACUUUGAACAGACUCACGAAUUCCAAAAAUACUUGCAACGUUUAAAAAGAAUACGAACAGGAGAGGUCAUUGAGACGGCCGACCUCAUAGAGGGAAAAAUGGGAGCAUUUGGGCUCGUAGUAUUUAGCAACAGCCUGUUAGACGUACAACAAAGCGAUCUGGCAAAGUUGCCACAUUACGAGGGAGCAUUUUUAACCAUAGGUGAAGCAGGGGAGCAGUGCGAGGUAAGAUAAAAAUCUAGGUGAGACUCUCCCGCUACCGUUUUUUUUUUCGCCUUUAACGAAUACAUGCAGGAUUUUACUACAAUCCUAAUCAAUACCUGUUUUUUGUGGAUAACUUUUAGUUGUUUGCAUUUACUUAUUACGACUCAUAUUUUUCUCUUCACAGAAUGCUGAUGAUGUAAUUAGUACUGUUUCCCGCAUUAAUUUCUGUAAGCUCACAUCCUUUAACAUUGUUUUAUUUACAAUGGUUGAAGGUGUAAAAAUCUAAAAAAAAAAAAAAUGCUAAAAGAGGGUGCUACUCUGGCACAGCAUGGCUACUUUUACGUCCAAAAUAAACCUCCAACUACAGCACAAGGUAAGAUACUUCUAGAAUUAAACAACUGUCCUCAGAAGAAAGUUUUAAAAACCUCAUAGUCAACAGAAUUGAAUUAUUUGAUGUACUUGUAGAGUUAACAAAAAUAUAUAUCAUGAUUCUAUAAUCUGAACUUGUUUUAAACUUUCUCCUUGAGAGCGUAUUACAUGCACAAUUUAUACUAAGGUUUGGUGAAUUAAAACGUUCCAGCAGUGUCGAAAGAAAUUAGUAAGUGUAUAAUACGCAUAUAUCAUAUUGUUGAUACUCAUUUUAAUUUUUUUAGGUCCGUAUUUACAGGAAGCCUUGGAAACCUUUGUAGUUGGACACUGGUCUGUCUCAAGGCAAAUAACCUCGAGACAUUUGUCCGCCAGUAAAGAAAAUUUGAUUUUCCUGAAUUCAUUCCCAGCACAAGGCUACACAUGGCUUGUAGAAAACCUCUCCAGAGAAGGGGACGUGGUUAUUGAUGCUGGAACCCCCAAUGGCUAUGCAAUGGUGGCUGCGUUGAGGAAAGGGCGAAGCGCAGUUAGGAUAGACAGUACCGCUUUGCCUUCCGAACAGGCAGCGAUAGAGACUAAAAUUUGUAGUCUUGUAUCUUCCUAG
Messenger RNA from Pocillopora meandrina, 6272 nucleotides. NCBI's taxonomy places the organism in Eukaryota, Metazoa, Cnidaria, Anthozoa, Scleractinia, Pocilloporidae. The record is from the annotation of a GenBank genome assembly.